AUGAAUACCAUAUGCUUGGGAAGAUCGUUUCCCUUGGAUGCUUAUGUCGGGGAUCUUAUGGUUUUCUUAAGUAGGAUUUGGCACAAGGUAAAUCCAAUGAGUUUGCUUUGUUUCAGAAAUUUGGGUGGAUUUGGCAGAAGACAAAUCCACGACUUUUCAUCUUUUCCAGAUGAGGAUUACCGAGUUGAGAAGCAGCAUGAAGGAAGAAGCUGGAGUGGUUUGCUUUACGAAGUAUCAAACCAAGCACUAACAUGGAAAUAUGAAAAUCAGCUUGCGAAGGAUAUUAGAGAUCUAAUGGAAAAUUGGGUGUAG
Molecule: messenger RNA, 312 nt
Organism: Sphenostylis stenocarpa
Lineage: Eukaryota; Viridiplantae; Streptophyta; Magnoliopsida; Fabales; Fabaceae
Source: the annotation of a GenBank genome assembly